Messenger RNA from Arvicola amphibius (Eurasian water vole), 2457 nucleotides. RefSeq names its product protein Z, vitamin K dependent plasma glycoprotein (gene Proz). The transcript has 8 exons. NCBI's taxonomy places the organism in Eukaryota, Metazoa, Chordata, Mammalia, Rodentia, Cricetidae. The coding region runs from base 77 to 1276 and encodes 399 amino acids. Gene Ontology annotation, biological process: proteolysis; blood coagulation. Gene Ontology annotation, molecular function: calcium ion binding; serine-type endopeptidase activity. Gene Ontology annotation, cellular component: extracellular region. The record is from RefSeq and is a predicted model, not a curated record.
GGGUCAAGCACGGGGCUCUGGACUUUGACUGUUUGCAGACUUUGCCCUGCCUGGGCCAGCCGGGCUCUGGGUCAGCAUGGCUGGCUGUGUCUUGCUGCUCCGGGGCCUCAUUCUCGCCUUCCUCCUUACCCUUGUCCUGUACCAGGUGGAGCUUUCAGUGUUUCUUCCAGCCUCGGAGGCAAACAAAGUUCUGGUGAGAGGGAGACGGUCCGGCUCUUAUCUUCUGGAAGAACUCUUCCAGGGCAACUUGGAAAAGGAAUGCUAUGAGGAAAUCUGCAAUUAUGAGGAAGCAAGUGAAGUAUUUGAAGACUAUGCUACCACCGAAAGAUUCUGGAAACAGUACAGGGGUGGUUUUCCAUGUAUCUCCCAGCCCUGCCUCAACAACGGGACAUGCAGGGACCACAUCCGCAAUUACAGCUGCACGUGUUCCCCUGGCUACGAGGGCAGGAACUGCGCAAUGGCUACAAACGAAUGUCACUUAGAGAGGACGGAUGGGUGCCAGCACUUCUGCCAUCCAGGGGAGUCAUCCUACGUGUGCAGCUGUGCGAAGGGCUACGAGCUGGGCAAGGACCACAAGUCAUGCAGUCCCAGUGCCAAGUGUGCCUGCGGGACCCUGACUUCCGAAGACGUCAGAGGCUGCCAAAGCCCGCCUAGCUUCCCGUGGCAGGUGAAGUUAACAGACUCCAAAGGAAUGGACUUCUGUGCCGGUGUUUUAAUACAGGAAGACUUUGUGCUGACAACAGCAAAGUGUUCAUUGCUCCACAGCAAUAUAAGUAUAAAAGCAAGUGCUGGCCAGAGGAUUGGGGUCAGGAGCACUCAUGUGCACAUGCGUUAUGAUGAGGAGUCCGGGGAGAACGACCUCUCCCUGCUGGAGCUGGAGGAGCCCUUGCAGUGUCCCAGCUCUGGGCUCCCUGUCUGCAUCCCAGAGAGGGACUUUGCUGAGCAUGUCCUCAUCCCUGGAACAGACGGUCUUCUCAGCGGCUGGACAUUCAAUGGCACAGGCCUGGGUACCACACAGACAAUGCUUCCAGUCACACACGUGGAUGGGGAGGAAUGUGAACAGACCCUGAAUGUGACAGUCACAACAAGAACAAGCUGUGAAAAGGGCAGCAUGGUGACCGGGGCUUGGGCGGAGGGGAGCGUGGUCACCCGAGAACACAAGGGGACCUGGUUCCUCACAGGAAUCCUGGGUUCGCCACCCCCACCAGAGCAGUUGCACGUGCUCCUCACCACAGUCCCGAGAUAUUCAAUGUGGUUUAAACAGAUCAUGAAGUGACCAAAAUCCAACAACAUGGUUGCAGGGCGGUCAGAUCCUGCCAGUUACCACUGGAAGAUGAUGUUGCUUUCCUUGGAACUUUGAAACUUUCUUUAUUCUUGAGAAUUUCAUAUGCACAUGCAAUGAAAUAUGACCACAUCCAUGCCCCAUUUCCCUCCUGCUCACCUUAUAUUCCCCUCAACAUUUCCCUCCUGAAGAGUCCAAGAAUAAGAAAAUAAAAAUAUAGAUUCCAAAAAUAAGAAUGUAUAAAUAAAAAAUAUAAAAUUAUAAGUCUAGGGGAAUGAGAACAGACGGUCACGCAGAUUGCUCAGUAGAUCAAGGGUCAAUCAUUCACAGUGAGCUAUUUUCUCAGAUGCUUAAGAAGCCUCCAUCAGUGUAGGUUAUUUCAUUCUACAGCUGCCUGUUCUAUUUACAAGGCCAGAGCUUCUCUCUGCAAACUGAGAGUAGUGUCCUGGCCAUCCCUGAUGAACAACAGAUAUGAACUGAGUUAACCUCUAAGAGACAGAGAUGUGUGACCUCUGGGUUAGGCACUGUCUCUGUUAUGGGAAACUGAAACCAUCAAAAGGGAGGCAUGGGGCUCCAGUAUACACUGCCUGGAGGAACCAGGAGAGACAGUGACCACGGUGCAAACACCUGGUUUAACUAACGAGCGCUAAUAAUGGAGGCUGUGAAGUAAGGCAGUCUGUAUCUGAGUUUUACCUUGAGAUAGUGUGAAGAACUUUCUGCUAUCUUCUAAGUCCCCAGCCUAAGAACCAAUUAUUCUGAUUUAUCAAACCUCUGAUAUUACUAGCAGUCCCUUUUCUGACUAGUUGCUAAAGAUUCCUGUUUUCUUGCAAUUAGUGAUUUUUGCUGUAAUCUACUCAUUUUUACCUACCCAUUGACGUUAGAACUCACUCCACUCCUUCAGGUCUCCAUUGACUGACCCACACUGACCGGGUCGGGGCAAGAUCAUAGAAAUUCCUUUGUUCAGACCUAAUGCUUGGUGCCCUAACUAUAAAAGGUGUGUUCAGAAACUAGCCUUUUGCCACAACCUAACAAACACCAUCUCUGGGUGUGGUCUCAGCUACCUGAUAAGCUUUUGUGCCCUGCGGUGCUUUUUUUUUAUUUUUUUAUUUUUAAGUUUGCUUCUGGUUUUUCUAGGAUCUGGUAUCUGGAAUAAAGUUUGCUUUUGGCUUAUUAGA